AUGGCAUGCACAACUGAUGCUCGGCGCAAGUACGGCAACGGUAAGGAAUACAGUAACUUGAAUUGCAACCAAGAUGUGGCCUUAUUUCAAGCAAUACAACACGGGCGGGUGAACACUGUUGAGGGACUAUUGAGAACAAACUUUUCAGCUUUUGAUAUAGGGUUCGGCGUCUCUGGUAGUCCAUCUCGUUCGACUCGGCGCGAUAGUGAAGAAGCGGAACUUCUUCUAAAUAAGACCAGGACAUACAUUGCUAGUUUGCAAACUAAGAUUCAAUCUCCAACCCAUUCCGAUUACGAAGACAAAAGAAUCGCAGCUACUUUCAAAGCUGCGUUGCAUUUAGCGGUAGAAUUUGGAUCCACUGAAGUUGCUAAACUCUUGUUACAAAAUGGAGUUGACGCCAAUGGGCAGGGGAGAAUUGCGAUUAAAGGCAGGGAUAUGUAUACGGCUGUCACACAAUCAUUUGGGAAAAACGACACCACCGAACCGACGAAAACAAACAGUGAUAUUCACUGCAUUUUAGAAUUGUUGGCACGUAUACACCAACCUCCAUUAUUCUUGGCUGUUUCGAAAGGAAACGUAGAAAUGGUACACCUACUGCUUGAUCACGGUGCUGAUGUCAAUAGCAGGAACUCUCUUGAUAAAACUCCACUGCAUAUCGCAGCCGAGGCAGGUCCAGAUGGCCACGCAUGCGCAGUUAUUUUGAUAGAAUAUGGCGCGUCUAUUCACGUGCACGACAUAAGCGGCAGAAGUGUUAUGGAUAUUCGUCCCGAGUUUCAGACGAUGCAACAAUGUAAAAUUGAAGACGCUAUUCAGUUCUUUGAGGUCAUAAUGAAUUUUACUGCAGAGAAAACGGCUGUUUUUGAACAUUUAAAUGAGUGGUUCCCUAUGGUGGAACCAAAAAAAUAUUUCCCUAAGAUGUUGAGUAAUUUUAGUAAUUUUUCAAAAACUAACAAAGAUAGAUCGAGUAAAGAAAGAAGAAGUGCUUGCAGAAACAGGCAACCUGAGUAUGGUACCGAUAACUCUCGUGGGAAAACCCGCAGAGAAAGUAAAGAGAGGAACUUAAGUUGGUUUGAUAAGCGAAAAACAUCCCCUGACGCAAAUUGUGAUAUAGAUUCCAUCAGUCGUACAAGCUCAAUGGAGGACCCAUCUCCAGGACAACACUGCCGAAGGCAGAGUUCCGAUAAAAUUCCUGACUCCGAUGAUGAGCAUAUACCACACGCAGAACAAAGUUUAAUACGAUUACAGCGCCUUGCCACCAAUCCAGAAUGUGUGUUUCGGAUACUAUCUGACCUACUGCACUGUAUUCCAGGCAUGAUUGUAUUGUCUAAUACUAUCAUAGGCUCCGACAUUACUAGGCACGUCAGUAAAGUUCUUAAUACGCUAUUACAGACGUGUGCCAAUGUUGAUGAUAAUGCAAUGCCAAGUACACUAACAAUCGAUGAUAGUCAAGAACACAAUUGGCGUCAACGAUCGCUAUGUAUGUUGCUACAUUGUGCACUGGAGUUUAUGUCUGGAUCAAACUUAUCAUUGCAGUUCACAGCAUUGACAAUUAUCAACAAGGUUAUUCAAUGUGAUGUUUCGUAUCGGCGGCAUCAGAAAUCCAAUGAAUGUUCAAAUAAUUCGGAUAGACCUUGUGUGAACUCUUGCAAAUCUGCUGAAUACCAGGAAUGUGGCAAUACCCUCUUCUGUGAACAAAUAUUUCGACCAGAACUAAUGUUUACUCCUACAAGCCUGAUGAUUACAAGGAAUGUAGCAAUGCCUCCUUCUGCAAUAAGAUCGCCUAAGUAUGUGUUCCGGUCGAAGACUUUCUCAGGGGCUAAUAUUAAUACAGACCGCCAGAAGGAAGUAUCAGUGAGGACCCCUUUGAUUCCACGAGAUAGAGAUGACAUAUCUAUUGGAAAGAAAAAUGGUGCUAGGAAACUAUUUUUGUCAUCUCGAUGGUUGGAAGCCCGGCAUUCUUCAUCUGGAAUACGGGCAUCCUUUAGAAGGAAACGAAAAAUAAUGUCAAUGGCAGAUAGUAAAAGUACGGAAAGUAUUAAUUCGUAUUGUGGAGUAACGCCAAUACAGACUCUCGAAAGAUGCGAUCCUUCAAUUUUUAUUCAUAUUUUACAUAGUACAACUGUACCACAGGGAGGUGCCGUUGCACCACACAAUCAUCGAAACCAGGACACCGUUGAGUUAACCGAGUGUCCCUUCAACACCAUACAGUUACUGUGUGGUAGGGCAUUAGCACUAGCCGCCGUGCAUGGAAAAAUACAGCAACAGCUUAUAACAAAAGGACAUUUAAGAAGGUUGCUGGACAUAAUCACAGUCACAACUAAUCAACAUUUACAGUGUUUUCUGCUCCACGCCGUUAUGACAUUAGCAACUGAUCCUGAACGUCACGAUGCGCUCAUACUGUCUGGAGUACCACGAGUUAUGAGAACGUUAUUGUCGCCGGCUGUGAGUGUUACUACUUCAGAUGCAAAAUGUAGAGCCUAUGUCAGAUGGCUUGCCACGAGGAUAAUGGUAUACAUUGGCAAAUUUCAGUAUAAGUCGGAUCGAUCCUUCAUGCACAUUAUCAAAGAUAAUGAGACUUGUGUAAAUAUCAAAGAUGGAACAUUGAGUGUAGCUACAAUCGAGUUCCUUAUCCAGGGUAUUUUGAUAUCAGACAAACAGCCUAUGGGUGAAUUUACUGACACGAAUCAUGUUACAGAGAACAUUGACCUAAAUCUAAAUGAUCUGUUUCCUGAUAAGUUUUGUGACACCUUGCUCUCUGUUCUUCCCACCUACUUGCACCCAGUCAUCAUCCUAAGGCUGUUGAUGCAUUCCAUGUGGACUCUUGGUUCUAAAUCACACAGCAUGAUGAAAGAUAAAGCCACCAGUGUGACAAACAAUCACACAGCUGCUGUACAUUUAUCAAUGAAGUGUGAUGGUAUAAGUGAGUUUUCAGAAAGCAUGACGGAAAAUGAAAAUGGUAAAGGUGUAACUGUUGAUUGUGAUGCAAUACACGAUGUGCAACGAAAGGUGUUAACAAUAUUAGAGAAAUGGAUCAGCUCCUAUCCUUCUGAUUUUGAAGAUAAAAAUACUAAAAAGGAAAUUGUUCAUUUGAUAAGUGAUCUUGAAAAACGAGAAGAUGUUUACCGUCAAUGGGGCAACAAAUUGAACUCUUUAGUAAUCAACAUCAACUCUGAUAGAAAACGACUGGGGAGGGAGGAUAGUGGUUACCAAGAUACGGAUGAAGAUGAAAACCUUAAUAUGAUGUACACAAAGCUCCAGCAAUUAAUAGUGAGUGGGGAGAUUCCAUGUCCUCAAGAAGAGGCCAUCAAUUUAGCUGGCCUACAGUUGAAUAUCGAAGAGCUGUGGGAAUCCAAGAUCAAGUCAGAUGAAGACAAAUCUACACAGGACGAAAACUGCGACACUGGAGGAGACAAGAUGAGGGAAGGUGUGAGGCAUUUUGCAACGGCUGAUACAUCGUUAAUUGAUGUUGAAUCAAGUGAGAGCAAUGGCAAAUCAAGAGAAAGGACAGACUUUGUGAAUGAAAUGUUGGAAGUAAGUCCGGUUAAACAACGCAAACAACCUGCUGCUAAAUCAGGAGCAUUCCAUUUGCCAUGCCAAAAUACAGCUAGAUCAAAACAGGACGAGUUACUGUCAUAUAGUCGAUACUUAGGCUGGGAGAGCAGCCGUGAGAAGGCGAGAGUGUUACGCGAAAAAGCCAAAGUGAAGUCAAUUGCUUUAAAGAAAGAUAAACUGCAUGGUUAUUUACCACCAGGCUAUAUUGAAAUUAAAAAUAUUGCCAAACUUGUGAAACGACAAUAUCAUAAAUAUGGCGAGUUGAUGGGAAUGGAAGCUGACCAAGUUAGUGCUGAACGACGUGCAAAACAAAUAUAUGUGCGCAUGUGUAUGGAUUUGCCUGGAUAUAACUGUAAAGUGUAUUUCGUCAAGGAACUUUUUGGAUCAAAGUUUUCUAAGACGGCUCAGAGGUUACUCUGUAUCAACUCAGGAAUCAUAUCAUUGUUAGAUAACAAUAAAAAAACAUUGUCCAGUAGCAUAUCUAUGAAUGAAUUGCUUGAUUGGCGUGUUGAUGAUGCUGGAGGAGGCAGAUCAAGAGACUGUUUAGUGUUACAAUUUCGCACAAAUCAAUGGACGUUACAGACACCAUCAGCAUCAUCUCUGAAAGCCAUUACAACAACGCUGAGGGACACGAUGAGGUCUACUAACAAAGGAAAAUAUGACAGCUCUUCAAAAGAAGAGGAUAAAAACAACCAGAAAUCCAAGCAUUCCAAGACAUAUGCUCAAGAUUUACAACAAUGUGAGAAACUUCUUCAUUUCCCGGAAGAAGUGGCCUCUCUGCUUACAAAUACUGAGUAUGACUUGUUCAAUAGUAUACCUGCCGUCUACUACAUCAGACAUGUAACCACUGAUGUAACACGUAAAGGGGUUGCCAGGACUGAUAUAAGCCCAACAGUACAAACAUUGGUAGACAGAUUUAAUGAGGUUAGUUUGUGGGUAACAAAUACAGUACUAUGUGCACCAAGUACAGAAGAUAAGAAAACAGUCAUUUCAAAGUUAAUACGGAUAGCCAAUGCAUGUUGGAAUAUUGGCAACUUCAACGCUGUUAUGGAAAUAAUAUCUGGGCUGAGACUGGACUGGCUGAAACCACUUUGGCUACAAAUGCCAGAAUCAGAGAAGGAAUCUGUGAGAGCAUUGAGGGAAAUAAUGAGGGAAGAUGCUAAAGACUAUCGUGAGGCUGUUGAAAGAGCUUUACAUACUCCUGGCUGUAAAGUAGUGCCAUAUUAUGGUUGGUUUGUGCAAGAACUUAGAAAUAUACUCAAUGAAAACAUGACUGUUAUAGCAUUACCUUUGUAUAAUGAACACAAGAUUGAAUAUAUCUCAGAGUAUAGAGGAGAGGAUAAAUUCUUGUCCCGUGUGGGUGUCGGUGGAAUCAUAAACACAAUCAAGGUGAAACAAGCCCAUUGGGUGCUACAUGAUAUACAACUAUGUCAACAGUCGCUACACACUGCCAUUACAGAAAUAGAUGCUCGAGAUGACAAGUCGUCUGUGGAUCUGAAUGAUAAUUUUAUUGAAAGCUGUGAGCCGAUAUCACAGUCUGAUUGCCCGAGUCAUCAGGUGCAAGUGAUAUGGACCAAGCUAAGCGGUUUAGACAUGCACUCUCUACACUGUUUGUAUAGAGGAACAUUAUGCGUGCAUUGGACACAAGAAAAUGAAAGAUCUGCCAUGUGUCAUUUGAAACUGGAACAGUGCAAUUCAAUAUUACAGUGGACAAGACCUGGAGAUUAUCUGAUCACACCACCAUCAUCACCGUCUUCUCCUACGCCAGCAAACAAAUACCAAAGAACGGGAAAUAUGCUCCAAGAUGGAUUAGAGGAGGGAUACAUUGAUUUGACUUUUGCGAAAGAUGUCUUCAUGGGAUGUGAAGAGGUUGAUUUGCACACUGUAUCCCGCCGCCAUACUCUCAGUGAUUUACAUCGGACAGAUCAUUGUUUUUCCAUUCUUUAUGGCGCUAAUAUCGCUGAAAACAAACUGGUGCAUUUUGUAGCACCAAAGUGCAUAUCAGCAUUGUGGUAUCACGGAUUAAAGAAACUUAUAAAGGCCAAUCUGAAUCAACAAAAGCACUUUGCUGAUCGGAGAAUACAGUGGCUGCAGAAGGAAUAUCUGAGAUUAUUUUAUGACAGUGGUGGAAACAUUGGUCCUAAUCCUACUGAUGCAAUAAAGGAUGAAGAUAAACAUUUCAAAAGAAGUGAGAGCAUGAGGAUUAUCAAGACGAGUGCUGUUCAACUCAAAGCUGCGAUGGACAAGUCACAUGGUACUCAUAACGACGGGAUUUUGAAACGGAGAUGUUCCACAGCAAGUCUUGGAAACAAAGAUAGUGUAUUGAAAGGCUCUGGAGGUGACAGAAGACGUAGCUUUACAUUUAGUUGGUAUGGCCGAGAUAAAACUGGGAAAGUGAGGAAUACUAUUGAUAAUAAACCACCAGCACCACCUAUCACAAUGAAUACAAACAUGUCAUUUCUUGAAUUUGUAGAACUCUUCAAGUCAUUCAGUCUCAGAUGUAGAAAAGAUUUGAAAGAUUUAUUUGAGAAGAUUGCAGUCCCAACUAGUACUAUAAAAGAUGUUGCUGCAAAGCUGCUUGCAUCUAACAAUGGUUCCAGUGAAGAUUUUACUGUCAUCUCAAAAGAGAGUCUUACAAGAAACACUGCCCAAGAUAAGUUAUACGAGAGUAAUAGACGUGUUACUGAUGCUAUUGCUGCAUCUAGUGUUGCUAAUAAUAGUACUGGGGUAGAGACGAUAUCAUUUACACCGUAUGUAGUUGGAGUUAAUCAACUUGUGGAUUUUAUGCUCAAUGAACAAGGUGAAGAUAUAACAGAGACUAGUGCUAUUGAAAUCAUACAGAGACAUGAACCUAAAGUAUCACUGCGGGAACAGAACUAUUUGUCUUUUGAAGGCUUUGCAAGAUUUAUGAUGGAUAAAAUUAACUAUGGGUUUGUAAAUGAAGAGACUCCUAUUAAAUUACAGGAGCUGCACCACCCACUGUCGCAUUAUCUGAUCGAAAGCUCUCAUAAUACCUACUUGACUGGGCAUCAGCUUAGAGGAGAAUCAUCAGUAGAGAUAUAUGCUCAGAUUCUUCUGACAGGUUGUCGAUGUGUUGAACUUGAUUGUUGGGAUGGUGACGAUGGCUGGCCUAUAAUUUAUCAUGGACACACGCUAACAACAAAAAUCUCAUUUAAGGAGGUGGUUGAGGCUAUAGAUAGAGCAGCAUUUGUCACGUCUGACUAUCCCAUUAUUCUCUCCAUUGAAAAUCAUUGUUCCAUCCCUCAACAAACAAAGAUGGCUCAGAUAUUCAAUAAUGUAUUUGGUGAUAAACUGGUGAAAGAUUUCAUUUUUGAUUCGGACAUCAGUGAUAAUCCACAGCUGCCAUCUCCAGAGCAACUAAAAUGGAAGAUUUUAAUCAAGAAUAAGAAAUUACGAGCUUAUCAAACUCCUCUUCAUAUCCUAAAACACAGGGUAAUAAAUAUGAUGAACCAACAGAAACUAAAUAAUGUUACAAGCAAUGUCACUGGUACAACAGCAUUACAAGAACAGUCUGAUGAAGAUGAUGAUGAAGAGUUUGAAGAAGAUGAAACUGUACCCUUUGAUGAUACUUUUCAUAUGACGACUGUGGUUGGUAAUCCUGCUGAUGGUGAUAGUGGCUUGCCGACAACCACGCAUUUCAUGAACGGUGGACAUGAGAUGGUGAAGAGAAGCCCAUCAAGUGACGACAAGAAAUACCCUCUUAGAAGAACACCCAGCUCAAAAUUCAGCCCCAGCACACUUCCUGUUUAUGGAGAAGAUAUGUUUCUAAUGCCACCUAAGAGUACAAAAAAGGAAACAAGUCAGAUUGCCAAAGAAUUAUCAGAUCUGGUUAUCUACUGCCAAGCUGUUAAAUUUCCUGGGUUUGCAGUUCCUGAGGAAGGUACAGGCACUAUAAAACAGAAAAAUCCCACCAAAAAGGCCCUACGUCAGCUGUCGUCAUCUGGUGCAAGCUCACAGAAUUUAAGCAGUUUAGCAUCAUCACAACCAGUCACUGAGUCUGAUGGGAGCCCAAAAUCAAAAGAUCUAGGACUAGGACAUGAAAGUAAACAAGCAGCUCAACAACAAGAUACAUUUUCAAGGUUUAUGCAGACACCUAAAUGUUACCACAUCUCAUCAGUGAAUGAGACUGGUCUCAAGAAACUUUUCAGAAAGUUUUCUUAUAAAUUACCCAAGCAUACCGAAUAUCAAUUGAUGAGAACUUAUCCCGCUGGUAUGAGAAUAGACUCCUCAAACUAUUGUCCUAUUAUUUAUUGGUCAUUUGGUAUACAGCUUGUAUCAUUGAAUUAUCAAACUGAAGACCUAAAUAUGGCUUUGAACAGUGCUUUAUUUGAACAAACACAAAGAUGUGGAUAUGUACUGAAACCUUCUUAUCAAAUUGACAAGUCACACUUGCUGUUUAACAAGUUUAAUGCUUAUGAGAAGGACUUUGAAGAUAUGAACCUCUGGGCUGUAAAUCUCACAGUUAUCUCUGGUCAGUGGGUGUGUCCAAAUAAUCACACUGGUAGCCCAAGUGUUGAAGUAGAGAUACUGGGAAUUCCUGUAGACUGUGCUCGAGGAAAGACUAAAGUAAUACACAGAAACGCUGUAAACCCUAUAUGGAAUGAAGCAUUUACAUUUCAGGUUGUGCUUCAUGAUCUUGCAUUUGUUAGAUUCUCAGUCACUGAUACAAGCGGCUCUGGUCUAACAGCUCACAGAGUAAUUCCUUUGAAAGCUCUCAAAACAGGAUACCGACAUAUAAGGCUGCGCACACCUCAGAAUUGCCCGUUAGAACUGGCGACAUUGUUUAUAUGCACCAAGAUUGAAGAACAACAGUCACAAUGCCUGGGCUGGAAUAAUUUAGAUACUGAGGAUCAAAAGCAGAUGAAGGCAAAUAUUAUGUAUUAUAAUAUUGGGAAAGAUAAAGAUAAUAAAAUGGAUUUCAGUGAGCUUAAGGGACACGCUGAUGUCAAAUACCAGCUUAAGGGACACGCUGAUGUAAAAUACCAGCUUAAGGGACACGCUGAUGUAAAAUACCAGCUUAAGGGACACGCUGAUGUAAAAUACCAGCUUAAGGGACACGCUGAUGUAAAAUACCAGCUUAAGGGACACGCUGAUGUAAAAUACCAGCUUAAGGGACACGCUGAUGUCAAAUACCAGCUUAAGGGACACGCUGAUGUAAAAUACCAGCUUAAGGGACACGCUGAUGUAAAAUACCAGCUUAAGGGACACGCUGAUGUAAAAUACCAGCUUAAGGGACACGCUGAUGUAAAAUACCAGCUUAAGGGACACGCUGAUGUCAAAUACCAGCUUAAGGGACACGCUGAUGUCAAAUACCAGCUUAAGGGACACGCUGAUGUCAAAUACCAGCUUAAGGGACACGCUGAUGUAAAAUACCAGCUUAAGGGACAUGCUGAUGUUUUUGGGGAUAGCAAACUGAAAAGAAGGACAUUCAAUGUUAUAGUUUUCGGUGUGGUUCUUUCGGAAUCAUGUACCAGUUUGAAGGUCACCCAAGAUACAAAUACAAGAGAAUGUAUUGCUCAGGCACUAGGAAAAUCUGGCAAAUCAUUGGAUGAAAUAAAUGAUUAUGUGAUUGUGGAAGAAGUACAGGAAGGCUGGGGUAAUGAAAAAUCACAAAAUAAGAUCCAAAGAGUGUUGGAAAAAGAUGAAAAAAUACUAGAAACCCAGGCCAAAUGGAAAGGAAGUGGAAGGUUUCUAUUCAAACAUAGUGCAGAUAAGGAUUCUGGUGUUGGUGAUAUGACAGAUGUUGAUGAUCAGACAUUUCUCGUCUGUGUUUAUAAUGUAUCCAAAGAACAACCAUAUACUAUAUUCCGAGCUCUGGUUUCAAGUACUGCACAGGACAUUAUAGCACAGUCGAUGGCUAAGGCAAGGCGCUUUGGAGAAGAUCCAAGGGAAUUCGUCCUAGUUGAACAUUUGACAAAUGGGAUGUCUGCAGACAAUCAAAGUGUUGUGAAAAAAAGCAGUAGUGGAAGUGGACAUUCAUCAAAAAGAGUUAUGGGGGAUAUGGAAAAUGUUUUCCACUCACAGAGUUUGUGGAAAUCUACUGGAAAACUGUAUAUCCGAGAGAGAGAACAGGAAAAACGAGUCAGUUCAUUUUCCUUGAAGCGAUUGACAUCUGUUAAAAAACCUACAUUUGCUGUGUAUAAUACUCCAAGACAAAGUUCUUCCUUACAAGGUUAG
Messenger RNA from Saccoglossus kowalevskii, 9750 nucleotides. Its product is annotated as 1-phosphatidylinositol 4,5-bisphosphate phosphodiesterase epsilon-1-like. Gene Ontology annotation, molecular function: phosphatidylinositol-4,5-bisphosphate phospholipase C activity; guanyl-nucleotide exchange factor activity. NCBI's taxonomy places the organism in Eukaryota, Metazoa, Hemichordata, Enteropneusta, Harrimaniidae. The record is from RefSeq and is a predicted model, not a curated record. Gene Ontology annotation, biological process: Ras protein signal transduction; phosphatidylinositol metabolic process; release of sequestered calcium ion into cytosol.